AUUGACCAUGACAACUUUGAGUACCAUCGCAAGGAAGUCAUUGCCCCGUGUCUCCUAUGUCACCGCUAUGGAUUUGUUUGUGACUGUGUGCUUUCUAUUUGUCUUUGCUGCUCUGAUGGAGUAUGCCACCCUCAACUACUACUCAAGCUGCAGGAAACCAAACUGUACUAAGAAGAAAAAGUCGAAUUAUUCUGUACUUGAUAUGAGACCACCAACUACAGUCAUCACACUGAACAAUGCCAUGUAUUGGCAAGAAUUUGAAGAUGCGUGUGUCUAUGAAUGUCUGGACGGGAAAGACUGUCAGAGCUUUUUCUGUUGUUAUGAGGAGUGUAAAUCAGGCUCGUGGAGGAGAGGACGGAUUCACAUAGACAUCUUAGAACUGGACUCUUACUCCAGGGUCUUUUUUCCUACAUCCUUCCUGCUGUUUAACCUGGUCUACUGGGUUGGAUACCUCUAUCUUUAAAUGUUGCCUGUAGCAGUGACAGAAGCAGUGACAGUGACAGAAGACUGCUGUGUUUUCUCACUGCGGACGGAUGGUGAAAGURCAGAAAACGUGAAGGACACAGUCAGUUCCAUCUCAAAUUAUAAAGACCACAUUAACCUUCACCAUCGCAGAGCCUGAUGAAGARUUUUCAUAUGUAAUUUCCUGAAAAAAAAAAACCAUGGAAGAUU
Molecule: messenger RNA, 672 nt
Organism: Malurus melanocephalus (red-backed fairy wren)
Lineage: Eukaryota; Metazoa; Chordata; Aves; Passeriformes; Maluridae
Product: gamma-aminobutyric acid receptor subunit gamma-3-like
Exons: 2
Coding region: 8-463 (151 amino acids)
Biological process (GO): chloride transport; monoatomic ion transmembrane transport; gamma-aminobutyric acid signaling pathway
Cellular component (GO): membrane
Molecular function (GO): monoatomic ion channel activity; GABA-A receptor activity
Source: RefSeq, a predicted model, not a curated record